Microdochium trichocladiopsis is the source of this 1665-nucleotide messenger RNA. RefSeq lists its product as uncharacterized. Gene Ontology annotation, molecular function: oxidoreductase activity, acting on CH-OH group of donors; flavin adenine dinucleotide binding. The transcript is spliced from 2 exons. The record is from RefSeq and is a predicted model, not a curated record. The coding region runs from base 1 to 1665 and encodes 554 amino acids. Lineage: Eukaryota; Fungi; Ascomycota; Sordariomycetes; Xylariales; Microdochiaceae.
AUGGCUUCGCCAGUCUUCGACCACGUCAUCGUCGGUGGAGGGCUUGCGGGAUGCGUUAUUGCCAGUCGCCUAAAGGAGUACAGCGCAGAAUCGAAGAUCUUGCUCGUCGAGGCUGGCGGCGAUACGCGGGAUCGACCGGACAUUGCCAACUCGCAUGCUAUGAAUCUGGGUGUGCCCGAUGUGGACUGGCAGUAUCAGACGGUGCCGCAGAAGCAUCUCUCUGAUCGGUCUGUGCUUUUCAAUGCCGGCAAGGGGCUUGGUGGUGGCACCUUGAUUAACGCAGGCGGAUGGACUCGAGGCGCCGCGGCUGACUUCAACGAGUGGGCCAGCUUGGUAGGCGACUCACGCUGGAGCUACGAGGGUCAAUUGCCGUGGAUGAAGAAAACGGAACGGUGGCUCAGCAAGGACGUCAAUGCCGAGCAGCACGGCUUCGAUGGAUAUAUGCACACCUGCAAUCUCGAGACAACGGGCCGCAGGUAUCCGCUGACGGACGCGAUUGGCGCCGCGUGGGACGAAGAGCUGAUGGGCGUGAAGCCACUCCCUGGCUUUGAUGCUAACGCGGGAAACAAUCUCGGUCGGGCAUUGGUGUGUGAGGCCUGGAACAGCGGAAAGAGGCAGUGGUCGGCCAGCGUGUAUCCGCUGGAUGGGGUCGAGAUCAUGACGGAAACCCUCGUGGAGAAGAUCCUGCUCGAAGCGAACAGGGAUGGCAAGCCCGUCGCUGCGAAGGGCGUCCAGCUGGCAGAUGGGAGCUGCAUCCGCUCGCACAAUGUAAUAUGCUGUGCCGGAGCGUUCAGAUCGCCACAGCUGCUCAUGCUAUCUGGCGUAGGACCCCCAGAGCACCUCAGCGACCACGGCAUACAGAAACUCGUGGAUCUCCCAGCGGUAGGCCAAGGCCUGACUGAUCACCCGCUCCUUUUCCAGCGCUGGCGCCUGCGCGACCCCGACGCGGGCUACAUGGUCGGCUCGGACAACCCGCUCUUCCAGCAACCCGAAUUCGGCCUCGGCCAGCCUUCGGAUUGGAUGGUGUUGACCACCGUGGCCCAGGGGGGUUUAGCACGGGCCAUUGAGAAAGACCAAGGCGCCGUCCCUGACAUGGACAAGCACCCGCUCCUUAGCUCGCCAAGGACAUUCAUCGAGACGGUAUCGAUGCACUUCAAGAUGCCCGGGCCAGACAUGCCCAUGGACGCUGCGCACAUGUCCACCGCCAUGUUCAACCUCUUGCCCACCUCGCGUGGCAGCGUCACACUGUCAUCGGACAAGAUCCAAGAUCCGCCUGUGGUCGACGUCAACUACCUCUCUACGGAGGUGGACAGGUACGUCUUCCGCGAAGCACUGCGCACGACUGCCAAACUCAUGCUGGGUACCGAGUUUGGCCGCGAAUACAUUGAGGGCGAGUCGGUUCCGCCUCCGCUCCAGCCGGCGUCGCUUGACGACACCGACGAGAAUCUCGACCAGAGGGUCAGGGCAGGCGCAACGUGUGGCUGGCAUGCAUCGGGCACUUGCGCCAUGGGCAAAGUGGUCGACACCGAGUUCCGCGUGUAUGGUGUCGAGGGGCUCAGGGUCGUGGAUGCUUCGGUGCUGCCCGUGCCCCUCAGUGCCCAUUUACAGGCUCCCAUAUACGCCAUGGCUGAACAGGCGGCUUCCAUCAUUGCUGGUCGGAGUUGA